GCUGCUUUACAGUUGCAAUUCCAGUUGCACUCCAUUCGCUCCAAACAAUGGACACACAAACGCGGCAUCGUCUCUACGUCGUUUUCGUGGUGAUCUUUAAGGUGUCGAUCAAUGGCGCCUGGCUAAUGUCACAGGCUGGCCUCAAUGACUCCAGUUACAAUGUGCGGCACUUGUCCACACACUUUUCGCGAGUGUUUCUCAGCAUAAGUGUGUCACACAAUGAUUUCCCCACGCUCAUCGAGGCACAGUGGCCAGUUUCAUAUUUGCCCAUGCGCACAGUGGUCUUUCCCAAUAGCGAAACGCAUGCGAAUCGAGCCGAAGCUGCUGCGGAUUGCACUCGCUUACAGCAGACGCACUGGACCCAGGUGGACAGUCUGAGUCGACUGUGGGUCAUGGAUCUGGGCUGGCCGGAUGGUGGUUGUGCACCCAAACUCUUGGUCUUCGAUCUAAUACGCAACAAUGCGGAGCUGCUGCGCAUCGAUUGUGGCCAGUACAUCGAUGCCAAUGCCACGCAGAGUCUGGUAGUGCAGCUGGGACCCAAGUCGAGCAGUUGCGAGCUGGAGCGUCAUAUAUACCUCAUUCAGGACAGCAGACCGCACAUCUUGGCCUAUGAUAUACUGGAACAAACGUGGCAUCAACGUGAUCUGAUGAGCAACAAGUACGAGAAUAUGCGGCAAGCGUUUCCCAUUCGUCCCAUUGAUUUUACCUUUGGGCUGAAGGGAGAACUGAUUGUCUCCGAUCAGGAUGGCGUGCUCUACAGCUCGGUGAAGCAACUCCAAUUGACAGACUCCAACUCGGUUGCCUCCAAUUCGCUGUCGGUGCAACUAACUCGCCUGGGAAGUCUUUUGGGUCCCAGUCGCAGCAUGCUAAUCGAUUACUUCGGCGCUCUCUUCUAUGUGAUGCCAAAGUUUGGCGCCGUUGUACGCUGCGCCCAGCUGGCGAAUUUAACAGCCGAAGGCAAUGAGAUUAUUUAUCUAACAUCUAAAAAUAUACAGCAAAUAUUCUUUGGUGCUGAGGGCUCCGUUUGGGUGCUCAGUGAUCGAGUGUUGAAACCGCAAGACAUUUGUUAUCCGGGCGUUUAAUCAUAAAAAUAGUAAAAUAGUGAUCAAUAAACAGCGAUAAAAACAAUGAUUUUAUGCUGUGUGUGCAUUAUUUAGAUUUGCUUUAUUUGUUAUUAAGUAUAUCAAUUUCGUUUUGGUAUUAUCGUAUUUUCGCCCAUUCGCUCAUAACAUCGUAUUAUUAUUAUUAUUUUUAUAAAUGUGUCUAACAUAUAUCGCUGGAUAUUUGUAACUACAGUAGCUUUGAAAUUAAUUGGUAACAGUUUGCUUAUUCAGAUAGCCCAUCAAUGCCUGUAAACGCUUCUUAAUGUUCUUCUGAUCAUCCAAAGUGCAACCAA
Molecule: messenger RNA, 1396 nt
Organism: Drosophila sulfurigaster albostrigata
Lineage: Eukaryota; Metazoa; Arthropoda; Insecta; Diptera; Drosophilidae
Exons: 1
Coding region: 48-1082 (344 amino acids)
Cellular component (GO): extracellular region
Source: RefSeq, a predicted model, not a curated record